Penicillium soppii is the source of this 615-nucleotide messenger RNA. Its product is annotated as mitochondrial 54S ribosomal protein bL17m. The record is from RefSeq and is a predicted model, not a curated record. Gene Ontology annotation, cellular component: ribosome; mitochondrial large ribosomal subunit. Bases 1 to 615 code for a protein of 204 amino acids. The transcript has 2 exons. Gene Ontology annotation, molecular function: structural constituent of ribosome. NCBI's taxonomy places the organism in Eukaryota, Fungi, Ascomycota, Eurotiomycetes, Eurotiales, Aspergillaceae. Gene Ontology annotation, biological process: translation.
AUGGCCGGCGGUGGUGGCAAAUACCGCCACUUGAGUCGCGACUCUGCGCAUCGACAGGCCCUGCUCCGUAACCUGGUUACCUCCCUCUUCGAGCAUGAAUCAAUCACAACCACAUGGGCCAAGGCCAAGGAAGCCCAACGUUUGGCCGACAAGUUGAUUACCCUGGGAAAGAAGAACACCGAAGCGAGUCGGAGACGGGCCUUGGAAAUUUUCUACACACCACAUGCAAUGCUCCCAAAACUUUUCGGUCCCCUCCGUGAGCGCUACGCAGACCGACCAGGCGGCUACACCCGAGUUCUGCGCAUGGAACCCCGCGAAAAGAUCGAAUACUACUCCGUCAACAAGAGUGACCGCAUGGCCAGCCCGGAACGCAAGCCACAUGUGAAAGCCCCCACCGCCAUUCUCGAGCUGGUCGAUGGGCCGAAGGAUAUGCGAUUUGCCAUGACAGCACGCACAGUGGCGCGGGAGCGCGAGCAGGGCCGAGACCUGGUGCACGGACUGACGAGGUUGAAUGUGAAGAAGGUUACGCAGUUCCGGAAGGACGGUGUUGAGGCUCUGGAGAAGGCAAUCUCUAAGCUCAGCGUCUCCAAGAAGGAUGUUGAGAAGAAGGAGUAG